AUGCCACAGCUCCCUUCUGUUUCAGAGCUAAUGAUCGGAGCACAACUCCCACUCCAGCAAGAUCGUCCAGCCCCUCGGCCACAGUAUACAUCUGACGUGAGUCCACGUCAUGCCGAGCCCAUUUUAUUCCAGCCGCGUCAUGGUCUGCAAGAUCAGACAGCUUCAGGCUUUGCUUCUAACAUAUCUCCACGAUCUGUUGGUCCUCCUACGACGUCACAAGUUCCAAAAGACUAUUUCAGUUAUCACCACGUGAAUCAUGAUCCGCGAGCGGGUUCGAUACUGCUGGUUGAAUCUCAUCCACAUCCAAAGCUCGUUCAAAGUCAUAGCGGCCCAACUAUUUCAACGUCACAUAUGGCGCGCAGUGAAUCUUCGCCAGGCGGGGACGUACCGCAGUUCCCGCAGGUGACAUACAUGCCCUUUGCGUCAUACAACGCAGCCCCCGUGGUAUCGACGCCUUACAAUCCAUACGCACAAAUGGGCGCAGGCCCGGUGCCGCCCUAUGCAUAUGGCAUGCUGACUAUGGGUCAGAGUUAUGUUCCCCCCUACGGCGUGCAGUAUUACACGCCCAUGAUGAUGGGACCUGGCCCGGAUUCCAGCGUGCCGCGCGCCAUGGAGGAGUGCAAUAACGCGCUCUUGAAGAAACGACGCAUCAUCAAGCGCAGGACGCGAACAGGGUGCCUCACAUGCCGCAAAAGGCGCAUCAAGUGCGACGAGCGCAAACCUCACUGCUUCAAUUGCGAGCGCUCUAAAAAGCUUUGUCUCGGAUACGAGACACCUAAUGCAGGCGCACGCCGCAGCGUGGACGAAUCUGGCGAGGAAAAAUCGCGCCAGUCAUCCAUCAACGAUCUGGCGUAG
This is a messenger RNA of Clavispora lusitaniae ATCC 42720, 855 nucleotides long. Its product is annotated as Zn(II)2Cys6 transcription factor domain-containing protein. The record is from RefSeq and is a predicted model, not a curated record. Gene Ontology annotation, molecular function: DNA-binding transcription factor activity, RNA polymerase II-specific; zinc ion binding. Gene Ontology annotation, biological process: regulation of DNA-templated transcription. Lineage: Eukaryota; Fungi; Ascomycota; Pichiomycetes; Serinales; Metschnikowiaceae.